AUGAUCUUCCAAGUCUCGACUGGCCUUCUACCAGCAGAAGACGAUCCUAUAAUCGGCUUCCAAAAGAAAGAUCUGAUCGGCCUCGACAUGCCACAUAAUGAUGCCCUUGUUGUCAGCAUUCAAAUCGCGCAGGCCAUGGUCGACCGAAUCCAUGCAGACGAGGGCAGCGCAGCCAAUAUCCUACAGCUGGCGGUCAUCCAGCAGAUGGGCUUGGAGGCAAAAAUCAACAAAUCAGCCAGAUCACUGACCGGCUUUAAUGGUGCAACAACGGUUACCGUGGGCACGAUAGACCUCGACGUCUAUUCUUCACCUGUAGUCUGCCUGCAAACAUUCAUGGUCAUUGAUGAGAAUAGGUCAGAGAUUAUAAGGAUUGGUUUUGAUUUGAACCACCAAAAUCACAAGCCACCGGAGGGGUUUGGACCCUAUUAUUUUAUUCCAGAUCCUUAUACUUUCCCAGGUGGGAAUAAAAGUUCUAUGAGCACUGAUGUUAUUAUUGGGAUAUCAGUUAGUUGUGUGGCUCUUGUACUGGGCCUCGUGGUAGUGGGAAUAUGUGCCAUUAGGCAAAAGAAACGUGCAGAAAGAGCCAUUGGAUUAAGCCGACCUUUUGCUUCUUGGGCACCAAGCGGAAAAGAUAGUGGUGGUGCACCACAGUUAAAGGGAGCAAGAUGUUUUUCUUUUGAUGAGCUUAAGAAAUGCACAAAUAAUUUCUCUGACAGUAAUGAGAUAGGAUCUGGUGGAUACGGGAAGGUUUACAGGGGCAUGCUUUCUGAUGGACAAAUGGUGGCAAUCAAAAGAGCUCAGCAAGGAUCAAUGCAGGGUGGCCUUGAGUUCAAGACUGAAAUCGAGUUGCUCUCGCGAGUUCAUCACAAAAAUGUUGUUGGCCUUUUGGGAUUUUGUUUUGAACAAGGAGAACAGAUGCUGGUCUAUGAGUUUAUGCCUAAUGGAACACUCAGGGAAAGCUUGUCAGGGAGAUCUGGUAUUCAUCUUGAUUGGAAGAGGAGACUCCGCAUCACUCUUGGCUCGGCAAGAGGACUAGCUUACCUACAUGAGCUUGCAAAUCCUCCUAUAAUUCACAGAGAUGUGAAGUCCGCCAACAUUCUAUUAGAUGAACAUUUAACCGCGAAGGUUGCAGAUUUCGGCUUGUCCAAGCUGGUAGCUGACAGUGGAAAAGGGCAUGUCUCAAGUCAGGUCAAAGGCACACCGGGAUAUCUUGAUCCUGAAUACUACACGACUCAUCAGUUAACUGAGAAGAGUGAUGUAUACAGCUUUGGAGUGGUGAUGCUUGAAUUGAUAACGGCUAGGCAGCCUAUUGAGAAGGGAAAAUACAUCAUCUGCGAGGUACAAUUGAUGAUGGACAAGAAUGAUGAAGAACACUAUGGUUUGAGGGAGUUAAUGGAUCGAAGCAUUCAAAACUCUGGAACUCUUACUGGGUUUGGGAGGUUCCUGGAGCUGGCCCUGCAAUGCGUUGAAGAAUCAGCUGCAGACCGCCCCACAAUGAGUGAGCUUGUGAAGGCUAUUGAAACCAUUCUGCAGAAUGAUGGCAUGAACACAAACUCAACAUCAGCAUCUUCAUCAGCCACAGAAUUUGCCGCAUCUAAAGGAGCUCCUAAGAAGAAUCCGUACAACGAUGGCUUGCCGAAAGAGGAAGUGAAUGACAGCAGUGGUGCCUUUGAUUACAGUGGUGGAUACGCAGUUUCGGCGAAGAUUGAACCCAUGUAGUAGCAAAGGCCUGCAGCAGAGUUAAUUUCUUCUUUUAUAAUUGUACCUUCUCUUCUCUAUCCGUAUAUGUAAGUAGAUACAGGAAAAGAAUAUAUAGUGGUCUUUCAUUUCAAUUGCCAAAUAGAAAUUUAGUGUGUUAUGUUACAAUGUUCCUAGGGGCCUCAAACUCGAAUGCUACAAAGUUUAUUUUAAAUUUUAAUUUUAUUUUACGGAUUGGAU
Molecule: messenger RNA, 1938 nt
Organism: Prunus mume (Japanese apricot)
Lineage: Eukaryota; Viridiplantae; Streptophyta; Magnoliopsida; Rosales; Rosaceae
Source: RefSeq, a predicted model, not a curated record